Molecule: messenger RNA, 2348 nt
Organism: Sipha flava (yellow sugarcane aphid)
Lineage: Eukaryota; Metazoa; Arthropoda; Insecta; Hemiptera; Aphididae
Gene: fzr
Product: fizzy-related protein homolog
Exons: 13
Coding region: 425-2275 (616 amino acids)
Biological process (GO): anaphase-promoting complex-dependent catabolic process; positive regulation of ubiquitin protein ligase activity; positive regulation of anaphase-promoting complex-dependent catabolic process
Cellular component (GO): cytosol; anaphase-promoting complex; peroxisomal membrane
Molecular function (GO): anaphase-promoting complex binding; protein binding; ubiquitin ligase activator activity
Source: RefSeq, a predicted model, not a curated record
CAUCACUGCCACAACGACUCCCACCGCGGCCCGCUACUAAGUGUACCCUAACAACUGAUCAUAACAUUUUCCCCGUCUACCGGCCAACAGCGCGUCGUUAUCUGCGUGUGUUCCAAUCGAUUAUUAUUAUUAUUAUUAUUCACAUUAUUAUUCCUUUACCAUGUCCGCGGUCGUCCGUCCUCACAAUUGUUUCGUUAUCUAUUCGUCGUUCCGUUGACGUCGGCACGUCCAUUGUACACGUUCCAAUCAAAAAUUAUCGUAAUCGUACAUUUCAUCUUAAUCCAAUAUUUUACCCAGUCGAAUAAUACUGAAAUGAAUAUGUUCCUGUGAGCGUGUGUACGGAUUACGAUUUGUGCCAUUACACACCGUUAACGACCGUCUUCGAGGCUGAACCGAAAUCUUCCGUACCGUCGCAUUUUUCAAAAUGUCUUUGCGUGAUUUAGUUGAAAGUGAUUGUGGAGGUAGCAAUUCAUUGGUUAAAUUAUCGACACAUUUAGUCCAAGAUCAUGCGUUUAAGGACCAAGAUCUUAUACAAUCAACACAUAACGAAAAUAAUGAUCAAAUUUUUUUGCAAACUAAUACAAGAGAGUUGGCGGAUCAAUUUUUUAGUUCCGUCGAAACAGAAACAUUCAAAAUGGAUAACAUUUUAGCUGAAAUGAGAAGUGUUGAAGCCGAUUUGGGUAGUAGUGAAGAAGCUUGGCCAACAGAGUUUGCGAAAAAAAUCGAUAAACAUGAUCAGCAGUUUGAUCCAAAUAUAUGGAGCUCUUCAGAAAAUAAAAUGCUAGUAAAAGACGAAGUUUAUGAUUUAGGCUAUACUCCUGAAUGGGUACAAGAAAUAGAGCAAUCCUAUGAGAAUCAAAAGAACAACGUAAACAAAUCACGAUUUGACUUUGAUAGAAAUAAAGAAAAGGUUUUAGAGUUUGAUGAUUUUGAAUCUAUUACACGUGAUGAUUUUAUGGAUGUUAAUAGAAAAGUAUCUUAUGAGAAUAAUUUUCAUUUACCAAUAAACAAUUUGGGAAUUGGAUUAUUUCAUAAUCCAAUACUUGCGGACAAUCAAGAGUAUCGGCAUGAUAUUAUGGCAUUUGAAAAUACAUUUCAAUCAACAGAAACAAAUAAUGCGUCGAGUACAAUGUCACCAAGUACUCCAGGAAUAGAAAAUAUAUUGGUUAGAGAUCAGUUUGAACAAUUUAAGCAAUUGGAUCGAACUAUUGAAAAUGUGGACCCUAGUUCAAUGAAAAACGAGUAUUUUAAUUAUAAUCCGGUGUAUGGUAAUACCUCGAGAGAUAUUGAUAUCAGAUUUGAUUCGCCAUCGAACUAUUCAUUUACGCCGGGCAACGAGAUGGAAUCAAUAGAAAAUCCUUUAGCUGAAGGAAAAAGACGGUUGGAAAAUGGUGAGUUGCCAACGGCCGUAUUAUGCUUUGAAGCAGCUGUUAAGCAAGAUCCUUCUAAUGCUGAAGCGUGGCAGCUUUUAGGAACCACCCAAGCUGAAAAUGAACAAGAUCAUUAUGCUAUACAAGCAUUAAAAAAAUGCAUAGAAUUGCAACCAGAAAAUUUGAAUGCUAUGCUUUGUUUGGCGGCUUGUUACACAAAUGAAAGUUCUCAUACAUUAGCUUGCCAAACGCUUAAAGAUUGGUUAUAUCAAAAUCCUAAGUACAGAGAUAUAGUGGAAUCAAAACCAAUACCUAAAAUCACACCUUAUUUGCUCUCCUCGAGCUUCUAUGAUAACGUAAAAGAAAUGUAUAUAGAAGCUGCUCAAAGGAGUUUGGAAACUGGGAAUGUUGAUGCUGAUGUUCAAAAUGGAUUGGGCGUAUUACUAAAUCUUAAUAACGAGAAUGAUAAAGCAGUUGAUUGUUUUAAAGCUGCUCUACAAAUAAGACCUGAGGAUGCGCGUUUGUGGAAUCGUUUGGGUGCCACUUUGGCCAAUGGUGGUCGGUGUGAAGAAGCUAUAGAAGCAUACCACAAUGCUUUGCAGCUAUGCCCAGGUUUUGUAAGGGCUCGUUAUAAUUUAGGAAUUACUUGUAUACAUCUUGAUACAUACAGAGAAGCUAUAGAGCAUUUGUUAGAAGCACUAAACCAACAAGCAUCAGCUAUAAGUGCAAAGUUUCAAACGCCUGCUUUAUCAGAUACUAUUUGGAGUACAUUACGUUUAGCUAUUUCAAUGGAAGAACUUCCAGAAUUAUUGAAAGCUGUUAAUGACAGGAAUUUAGAUUUGUUAAAUGAAAAAUUUAAUUACAAUGGAGCUGAUCGAGGUAAUGUUACUCCUGAAAAUGAAUAAGGUGUAAAAUAAUUUGUUAUUUUAUUAUUGUUAUUUUUGAAUUUGGGUUUAUUUAUAGGCUAAACAAAUUAUU